This is a messenger RNA of Cavenderia fasciculata, 426 nucleotides long. RefSeq lists its product as uncharacterized. The transcript has a single exon. Gene Ontology annotation, molecular function: zinc ion binding; glutaminyl-peptide cyclotransferase activity. The coding region runs from base 1 to 426 and encodes 141 amino acids. The record is from RefSeq and is a predicted model, not a curated record. Lineage: Eukaryota; Evosea; Eumycetozoa; Acytosteliales; Cavenderiaceae.
AUGGAUCAAGACAUUUGGCAAAAAAAGUUGGGAGAUGUAAAGGGAUUCUAUGAAUCGGUCGAUUUGUUUGUACUGUUUGAUUUGUUGGGUGCAGUCGAUCCAAAGUUUUACAUUUAUCAUCAACCUACUGCCCAUUUGUUUAAGAAACUAUCAGACAUUGAAGACAAGUUGCAAGCUAAAAGAUUGAUUAGUUUCAAAUCGACUAAAUACUUUAUUACAAGAGAUAUUGGACAAGAGAUUCAAGAUGACCACGUCCCAUUCCAUGCCUACAAUGUACCGAUUCUACAUCUCAUACCAUUACCAUUUCCACAAUGUUGGCACAAAGAAUGUGAUAACUACAAUACCCUAGAUAAAACUACCAUCCAAGAUUUAACUAAAAUAUUUAAUGUAUUUUUAACUUCUUAUCUAACUCAUAAUAACAAUUAA